AUGGUGUCAGAGGCACCAGGCGUACCGUCUUCGCCCUCCACAGAAGUGAGGACUGCGGCGUUGAAGGCGUGGCGAGCAUGGCGGAAGGACAACAAAGGCCCGCUGGAAGAGGUAUUGCAGAACCCUGCGGGGUAUAGUCUCUACAAGGCGAUGAAGGCCUCAUCUGGAGGCCCCGUCCCAAACACUUUCCAGCAGUGGCUGCAACAAAAUGAACACGCGAAAAGAUGGCUGACAUGGCGCCAGGGGUGUCCGGGUCAGCUGCGGGACGUUUUGGCAGAUCCAGAGGGCUGGCGGCUCUUUUCAACCAUGAAACGUGAAAAGGGCCAACCGGUUCCCGAAACGUACGAGGAGUGGCGCGACUUGCCUGAGCACAAGAUCGUCGCGAGCAGGCGGACGUGGUCAGCCUGGCGCCGCGCACAUCCUGGUCCGUUGGCUGCUACCCUGGCGGAUCCUGAAGGCUGGGCUCUCUACCGUCAAAUCAAAGUGUGGGACGGGAAAGAUGUUCCAGAAAGGUAUGAGGACUGGGUGUCUCACCCAACUGUCCGGAAGCAGGCAGCCAUGGAGGCCUGGACCCAGUGGCGGCACGAGCAUGCCGGCCAACUGUCGAAAGUUCUCGCCGAUCCGCAGGGAUGGGCUCUAUACAAAGCGAUGGUCGAGUGUGGCGACAAACGCAUCGAGGCUACAUAUGACGAAUGGAUGGCGAAACGGGACGCCUCCCCGACGUCCUGGGCUGUGUGGCGCAAAUCACACCGCGGCCCUCUAAACGAGGUCUUGAAGGAUCCGGCUGGAUGGGCGGCUUUCACAGCGUACAACACCAAGAAAGGCGUGUCUCUGCCGGCGACUUACGAAGAGUGGGUACAAUUGCCCGAGCAGCAGAAGGGGGCUGCGUCUUUCAAGUGGUCGUCCUGGCGGAAGGCGCACAAGGGUCCCCUUGCGGAAGUUCUCGCGGAUCCGGAAGGCUGGGCUCUCUACGUGAACAUGCUGGAGAAAGGCUCACACGCCCGUGUACGCUCGUCGUACUCUGAGUGGCUCGAAGCCUACCGAGCUGCGAAGAGCCCCGGGAGCAGCUCGGCGCAGUGGCGCCAGUGGCGAAAGGCCCACGAAGGACCGCUGGAGGAAGUUCUCGCGGACCCCGAAGGGUGGAAGCUGUACGCUGCGCACAUGCAGCGCGGAGGCCGUCGGGCGUUUCCGUCCGACUUCACCACGUGGCUCGAGGCGCACCAAGCAGAAGCCAAGUGGACGGAAUGGCGCCGCGCGCAUGCGGGCCCUCUGAAUCGGGAGUUGGCCGAUCCCGAGGGCUGGGAACUGUUUCGAAUGCGCAGCUCUGCGCGAGGGAACGCGGCUGUGCCUGCGACGUACGCGGAAUGGAUGAAGCUUCCCGAACAGCAGGCCUUCGUCGCGGUCGAGGCGUGGGGGGCGUGGCGCCAGGCUCACCCUGGCCAGCUGAAAGACGUUCUUCAGGCAGACGGGAACGGAUGGAUUCUGUACCGCACCAUGCUUCGCGCAGCGGGGAUCGAAGUCCCAGACGACUUGGCCGCGUGGCUCCAAGACUCGGGCAAAUACGUCAAGCUCGCCUGGCAGUCCUGGCGCGACAAGCACAGGGGCCCGCUGCGGCGUGUGCUGGCAGAUCCGCUAGGCUGGCUGCUGUACAAGAGCGUGGUGGAGAGUUCUGGGGCGUCGAUCGAAGAGACCUUUGAGGCCUGGGCGCAAAGCAAGGGGCCGUCCGGGAACGAGUGGAUCAACUGGCGUCGCCUCCACAAGGGCCCUCUGCACGAAGUGCUUCGGGACCCGGAAGGUUGGAAGCUGUAUCGCGAGAACCUGCUUCGCAAGAACGUCUCGGACGUGCCUCAAACCUUUGAGGCGUUUCUGCAGCAGCCAGACCAGCAGAAAGCGGCGGCGACGUCCAAGUGGUCCUCUUGGCGACGGGUCCAUCGAGGGCCCCUCGUCUCGGUUCUCGCGGACAAAGAGGGCUGGGAGUUGUAUGUGAACAUGAUGGAAAAAUUAGGGCAUAAAAUCUGCUCUUCAUUCGAUGAGUGGUGCUCCUCCGCGCAGAUGCACAAAGGUCGCGCGGCACGCGAAUGGCGUGCCUGGCGACGCCUGCACAAAGGCCCGCUGGUUAACGUUCUCGCCGACCCGGAAGGCUGGGCUCUGUACAAAGCCUGGACGGCCGGUUCGUCCAACCGCGUUGCGCACGAGUCCUACGAAGAGUGGUGUCUGCAGAAGGAAAAGGGUCGCGAGUGGCGGGAGUGGCGCGCGAAGCAUCCGGGGCAGUUGAAGACGGUGCUUGCUGAAGGCGAGGGAUGGGAACUUUUCAAAAAGUACAACGAGGCACGAAAUCGCCCAGUCCCCGCGAGUUUCGCAGACUGGCUCGAACAACAGCAACAGGAGCACCAGGUGGAGAAAGACGCGUGGAUUGCUUGGCGCAAAAACCACACAGGCAAGCUAGCAGACGUCCUGGCGGAUCCCGAGGGAUGGCAGCUCUAUCGUAGAAUGAAGGAGACAGCUCGCGAGCCGGUGCCGGCCUCGUAUGCGGAGUGGCUGUAG
Neospora caninum is the source of this 2544-nucleotide messenger RNA. Its product is annotated as putative p97 protein. Lineage: Eukaryota; Apicomplexa; Conoidasida; Eucoccidiorida; Sarcocystidae. The record is from RefSeq and is a predicted model, not a curated record. The transcript has a single exon. Bases 1 to 2544 code for a protein of 847 amino acids.